UAAGCCAAAAAUGCAGAACGGAUCAUCAAAAACCGUCCGAGGUGUGACUGUAAACGGCUCAGUUUCCACAUUGCAGAGGCAGCAACGACCCAAAACAGCAUUAAACCGGCAAAAUCGCGGUUCCUGCUCUUCCACUGCUUCAUGUCCUGUGUUCUCAGCACGACGGAGGGAUCCAGGGGAGGACCCACCUCCACGUUGUCCAUCCAGCCUCUCUUCUCCAACAUUACAGAGUUCUCUUCCUAAGCAGCAUGGAUCUGGAUCCAUCCCCAGUCACAAGAACUCAACUUUAAGCCUCAAGAGCUCAAUCUCAAGCCUACAGGGCUCAUUGCCCAGUUUACAAGGUUCUGUAUCAAAUCUCAAGAGCUUUCCUACUUCUUCUGAACUUCAAAGCUCCAAUCAGAGCCUGCGCAGCUCCACCACCAGCUUCUGUAGUUCAUCUACCAGUUUCAGAAGCUCCAGCUCCAGUCUUCUGAGCGGCACCUCAAGUGAGGAUGAUAGUUGGGAUACCAACAGUUGGAGCUCAGGAGCCACCUGCCUGCUGCGAAGCUCCAUCAAGCAACACAGCGAAGAGGUUUUCAGAGUUCGUGCCAACUCAGUAAGUAGACCCGAGUCUGCAAGUGAUUCUGAAGCUGGCUAUCAAAACUUGGACUGCUGCCAGAGUAGUGAAAGGCAACCAGAAAGCCAGCAAACAGCAGAGAAGGUGCCUUUGGGACGCAGAGAUUCUUUGCAGAGUCAGAUUUCAAGUCACUGUUCCACUGUUUCUUCAACUGCAUCAGCAGCCAUAGAGGAGAAGAUUGAGGCUAAGCUCAAGUUUUCUCAGUUUCUGGAUGAAGUAACCUGCAGGGUACUGGAUCCUGAGUGCUUGCAGGCAUUUGGUGCGGUGCGCCAGAAAGAUGCACAUGUUCCCAGCCCACAGUCAUCUCUUGUUAACUGUUCCCAUACAUCUUCUACCUCUUGUCAGCAUUCAGUGCAUGCAAACUCCUGGUUCGAUUCAGCAGGGGACCCACUGCCCACUAGCAGGAAUUCCAGGAAGUGUAACAUGGCUGCACCCAUGUACCAGUGGAACAAGUGUAUGCCAACUUGUAAGAUUUUGGAUAGCAGUGAGGCCCUGAGGAGAGCACAUGAAGAAAAAACUUUUAUGGAACCAUCAAAAAGAACUUACUUAGAGACUGACAUAGAUAGCGUACGGAGAGAAGAUGAGCUUGACUCCGCAGAGGCAACAGAAAGGAACAAAGGAAAGAAGGAUCAUUCAAGAGAACGGGAGAGAGAGAGAAGAACCUUGUUGGUUAGUCCCAACCGAUCCCAAAGAAACUCUGAUGCAAAGAAAUGUCCGAGUGCAGUGUCAAACAGUUCAGAAGGCUCUCCUAAAAUGUCAUACCGCUCUACAUCUCUACCCAGACCUAUUAGCAGCAAUUUGGCCUCCAAUGGAGAGACACAUGCCAUAAGUUCUAUGCAGGAGCAGAAGGAGGACCUGCGAAAACGUCUGUCUUACACUACCCAUAAACUGGAGAUGCUGGAGAGUGAGUUUGACUCUACUCGUCAGUACCUGGAGACUGAGCUCCGACGUGCACAGGAGGAGCUGGAGAAAUUCACUGACAAGCUGCACAGGAUCCAGAGCAGCUAUGCAGCACUGCAGAGGAUAAACCAGGACCUGGAGGACAAGGUUCACAGAACAACACAGCAAUAUGAGGAAGAGAAAAGGGAACUCAGUCGUGAGAUCAUCGUACUCAAUAACCACCUGAUGGAGGCCAAGAUCACCAUUGAAAAGCUAAGAGAAGACAAUGACCUGUAUAGGAAGGACUGCAACCUUGCUGCUCAGCUCCUGCAGUGUGGAAAAUCCCAUUACAGAACACACAAGCUGUCUGAGCUGCCCACUGACUUUCAAGAGAGGGUGAGUUCUCACAUAGAGAAGCAUGGACAUGCAAGGAGCAUGGGCCUGUGCCACACUCCCUACUCUGACGUUGUGCCUACUGCAGUCAUUGCCAAGGUACUGGAGAAGCCUGAGCCAGGUAGUAGCUGCCCAGCGACACGUUCAUCCAGCCCACAGAGCCGAGACUCGGACAUCCAGACAAACAACGGAAUGGGCGUUGUGGACACCCUUCACCGCCGUGUGGUCUACAAAUCUUCUGACCUGUACUGUAGCGACACCGCACUAUAUUGUCCCACAGAUGACAAGCGGCAUGACCGCUGGCAACAGCGGCGACAAAGCGUGGACUUCCAUGGCAAGGAGACCGGCCUUCUCCAAGCCCAGAACUCCAUCGACACCAAUCCAGAGGAGGACUCCUUCCACCCCAGCUUUUCCCAUAAUGAUGUUCCUUUACAUGAAUUUACAGCUGGAUCCCCUCUAGCCUCCAACUCCUACUCAAGCUUUAGCACAGCCUCAGAUGAAAAGGGCAAAGCUCCUAGCAGCACCCUUUCCUCCUCUCACCUAGCUCUGUACAUGGACUGGCGAGAGGGUGAUUAUGAGCGGAAGAGCACAUCCUCAAAUGACAAAGACAACCCUGGGUUUCCUAGGUCACACAGCUUCCAGCACAUGGCCGCUAGCCCGCAAAAGGGCAACUCUCCAGCCUAUAUGCAAACAGCAUCCUGCUACAGUGAGCCAUACCACUCACCACAGCUCACUGCCUUCCACAGCAUGAGCUCUUCUGGUGUUGCAAGAGAAACCCACAGCAGCAUCCACAUCCCUGAGGAGGAGAUGUCAGGGCGCUGGAGGCAGCUGAGCGUUGAGGACAUCAAUGCCUUCCCCUAUCAGAGUCCUGGCCGCAUUUCCCCUUACAGCAUCUCUGAGCGGCACUUUGCAAUGGGCCCUACGAUUAAGCUGAAACCCCUAUACAGCAGCUUUCAGGAGGGAGAUGACGUCUUCCAUGCCCAUAUGCUCAAUUCCUGCUUCUCCACCUCGCCUGACUUGAACCCAUCACCAAGCUCCAAACAUGGUUUUGGUCUGUAUAAGCCUGAAAAGGCACCAAUGUACCAAUCAAAAGAAGGCAGUAAGUCCAAAAACAGUGUCUUUCUUCACGGAAGCUCAAAUAACAAGGUGAACACGGAGGGAAAUGUAAACAAAGAAUACACAGAUGCAAGCCCCAUCAGCUCAGGUGAGUCAUUACACCAAAAUCCACUGGAGGCAUCCAAUAUGCAGCACUACAAGCUCCAAAGUCCUGGGCCACAGAGAAAGACUUCUCCGCAGCACCAAAAACUUGGAACCACAGGACUAAGUAGAAAGGACAGUCUCACUAAGGCACAGCUGUAUGGAACACUGCUUAACUGAGCCAGUUUUCUGUGAUCCAACAGUUACUACCAGUGUUGAUAUUGGCAGUUACAAAUGCUCAGCUUGUGAAUUAAGCAUUCUGAAACAUACCUAAGUAAGGUUUAUGAUGAAUGGUGUAAAAUAAAAUAAGAGUUUGGCUAUUAAUUGACCCUGUAUAUGUGAUAGACAGACACAGGGCAGCUAAAAUUUACAUUUGAAAUUCCCAAUUUAAAAGCCAUCAUAUUGUAAAAUGUACAAUAUUUUAGAAUAGACUUUGGAUUUUUAUACAAAUUUCACCUCCUUAGACUAUUUUGUCCUUAGCAAUCAUUAAUCAAGUUUCCAGCAUCAGUUUCCUUGUGGAUUUGAAACAUAAUUGCCAUAAUUAUGACCAUGUUUUGCCCCUCAGAUAAACUGCACAUUGAGGCUCUGUUGCACUUAAGUUUCGCUGGCUUACAAAGUUAGUUUGUGGCAUAACGUAACAUGUAGAUCUUUCUUUUGUCAAAAUAAUGUGUAUUUAUAAAGUGUUUUUUCAGUAUGUCUUGAAAGGUAGGUAUGAAUGCACUUAUUCUUCCAAGAAAUUAAUCCUUUCCUCUGAUAUUUUAUUUAUCUGCCUUUUCAUUUCACCUGUUUUCAAAGUUCGAGGAGCCAUUUGCCUUACACUGGACCAGUGUAAAUAAAUUUCCUGUUUGUUCUGUCACUUCCUCUCUUUGUCAUUUACCACCAACACUACAUUUACAGAACUCCUAUCAAACAGGCAUGUCAUCUGUAAUAAAUGUAGGAAUAUGCUGAAAAAAAUAUUGCAGGUUUAAAGUGUAUGUUUAUAAAUGCAGCAAACAGCUGGGCUAGGUAAAUAAAAACCACAGCACGUUUGCUUGUAUACCCUCUGCCAAACAGUUAAUAGCUAUUCUCAAAUGUUUUCUAAACUUACUUUAUAAACGUUUGUACUGAACUGAUGGUCUACAAAGACAUUAUUGUGAUUAAACACAGAAAAAAGUGCACUGACUUGGAGUUCUAUGGUUGACAUUGUUUUGCUUAAUGUUAACACCGACAUAUUUCUGGCUUUUUAUCUGGCUAAUUAAUCUUUCCCAGGCGCUGCGAAAUUCAGGCAAAAAAUUCUCACCUGAAAUGACGAACAUAUCAAAUUUCUAUUCUACAUUUGAUUGACCUCAGAAAAUCUCAGAAAAUCUGCUGCAUCUGCAGCUGAGUGGAUCAGCAAUGGCUAUGAAAUACAUAGA
This is a messenger RNA of Pygocentrus nattereri (red-bellied piranha), 4479 nucleotides long. RefSeq names its product brain-enriched guanylate kinase-associated protein. Bases 11 to 3265 code for a protein of 1084 amino acids. The transcript is spliced from 7 exons. Gene Ontology annotation, cellular component: synapse. The record is from RefSeq and is a predicted model, not a curated record. NCBI's taxonomy places the organism in Eukaryota, Metazoa, Chordata, Actinopteri, Characiformes, Serrasalmidae.